Molecule: messenger RNA, 3248 nt
Organism: Lagopus muta (rock ptarmigan)
Lineage: Eukaryota; Metazoa; Chordata; Aves; Galliformes; Phasianidae
Gene: PPP1R3D
Product: protein phosphatase 1 regulatory subunit 3D
Exons: 1
Coding region: 6-917 (303 amino acids)
Biological process (GO): regulation of glycogen biosynthetic process
Cellular component (GO): protein phosphatase type 1 complex
Molecular function (GO): glycogen binding; protein phosphatase 1 binding
Source: RefSeq, a predicted model, not a curated record
GAAGAAUGGAGGUGCGCGGUCCUCGGAGGAAUCGCAGAUACCUGUCUGAUCUCUAUGAGAACAUGCUGCGGGCUCAAGACACAGCAGAACGAGGACAGGAGCAGCCCUCAAUGGUACGUCCGAGCAGCAGCCCGUGUCUUGUAAGCCGUGCCCCAGUCAAGGUGGUGGCCAAGCCUCAUCAGCCUCAGAGCAGCACUUCCAGCAGCUGUGAUCCAGCACUGCGGCCUAUCAUCCGCCGCCGAGCAAGGUCUUUGCCUACAACACCUGAAAGAAGGAAGCGAGUGCAGUGUCAAGCUCCUGUGUGCCAGAGUCGCAUGAACAAGGUGAGAUUUGCUGAUGCUCUGGGCUUGGAGCUGACUGAAGUCAAAGUCUUCCAGAAAGGGGAGGAUCCUUCAAUUCCCCUACAUGUCCUUUCCAGGCUCUCCAUAAAUUCAGACCUCUGGUACAGCAACUUGGAGUUUACCAUGCAGUGCUUAGUCCCUGAUUUCCAGCAGCCUGCAGACUGCAUGGAUUUCUCUGCCCGACUUCAGGAGCAGCAGGUGUGUCUUGAACGAGUGACCAGUUCAGAUCUGGGGGUCAGUGGCACCAUCCAAGUUUGCAACAUUGCUUUUGAGAAGCAAGUAUCUGUGCGAUACACCUUCAACCAGUGGAAAAGUCUCCAUGAAGUAUGUGCUCAUUGGCACAGUAGCAUCUCUGAGAAAAACGGGCAGGAUCAAGUUGAUGUUUUCACAUUUUUUCUCCCUGUGCCUUCUUUCCUCCUUCAGCUGUGCUCUGUAGUCCAGUUUGCAGCAAGAUAUCAAGUCAAUGGGCGGGAAUAUUGGGAUAACAACAAAGGCAAAAACUACAGCCUCACUUGCCGGACUCACCCCCUCAAGAUGCCUAGAGAAUGCGAGGAGAGCUGGAUCCACUUCAUCUGAAUGAAGGAAAGUGGAUGCAGAACAGCUUUGCAGUAGUCUCAACGGCCCUUUCUUGCGUGGCGUUGCUCUGUGCUCCUUUUUGAAGCCUACCAAACCUGGCAGAGUUUCACAGCAGGCAGGUAGCCAGCGAACCGGACGCACUGUUCUAAACCUCUCAAAGUAUUAAGGGCCAAAAUGUGUAGAGCUACAUCUGCUGAAAGCCUGGGUGGUUUCUUGUAAUGUAUGAAUCAAGGCAGAAUGGUUCAAAGGGAUUCUCUCAGGCUAUUUAGAUCAAGAGAAGACACUUUAUGUUGCUAGCAAUAUUCUAGAUCGCAUAGAGUAUUUCUAACAGAUCUAUUUUACUAUUUUGUACUGUCUGUUUUUUAAAUGGGCAGUGCAGCUUUAUUGUUUUCAUUUCUAAUUUUGUUUGUAUUAUCACACCAACUCUGGGCACUGUUCCAAUUACAAUUUGCAUGGCAGACACUGUAGGGAAGCACUUACAUAUAUAUAUAUAAAAUAUAUAUACUUUUUUUUUUUUUUUUUAAGACUGUUACUGUGCUGAGUAUUUCCAUUAGUUUUGGGGUUGGAAAGUAAAGAAAUGUUAUGAGCAAAACUUGCAUGAAAAUUUCCAAUCAGCCCCUGUUUCCCUUUUUAUUAUUAUUAUUAUUUAUUUUUUUUUUAAGUGCCUUAUCUCCACUGUUUGCGGUAGGCAGGAGGAGUGAUUGUUACCAGAGUGUAUGAAGGUACUCUGCUUCGUGGGGAAGCUCUCAUCUUGUUCACCUGAUUAACCAGUAGGCUUUUCCUGCAGGUGGUGGUACAGGAGUUGUCUUUCUGCAGCUGCAUUCACUAAGGAAAACCAGAGAAAUUUUGCACUCAAAUUACACUUAUGCUCUUACACUCAUACUUGAAAUAGGUAAACUUGUAAAUCAAGCAGAUGUGAGAAAGGAAAGAAAAUACAUUGAGCUUGUAACAGAGCCUUGCAGUAGGAUCCUUGGACUCUGAAUCCUGGCUCUCUGUUUCCCAGCAUCUCACUGCCUUUGCAGUAGUACUUUUUGAAUGCUCUGCUCAGCUGCUUUUUUUUUAUAAACCAAUUGAUCUCUAAGACUGCAUCCUUUGCAACACGAAACAGGAACCUCAAAGCAAAAUAAUGCUUCUAAUAGUAAAUUAGUAUUAAAACGUGUCCUCAGAUUAUCUUCUACAGCAGGGAAAGCAUAGCAACAUAAGUACUGCAUACCCAAUACUUCUUGCUCUGCAACUUUUGUUCUGAGGAUUUAGUAUGGUUUGAGGUAGGCAACAGGCUUGGUGACAGGCUUCAGUCUAGUAAGUAAAAGAUUGUCUGUUUAUUUGUUCGUUUUUUUCCCACAUAUUCAACACUUGCAUGCAAAAUUUAUGACAAAUUUUCAAAGCUGUCUGGGUGGAGCUGCUUUUUGAAAGAACUGUGCUAUAAAAAUCAAGCCAUGUAUUCAGACAUCUAACUUUAGAUUUCUGCUUAUUCAUCAAAAUCACAAGUGAUUUUUAGAACCACAGUUGUAAUUAACUCAUGGUUGAGUAUGUGCUAAUGCAAAAGGUCCAACAAGUAAUUCUGGAAGUGCAGAAACACCAAGAAAAUUCAAGUGUUUGGCAACUUAAUGUUACUAGUUGGGCUAUUUAUCAAUGCCAGGAUUUGAAGUGAACAGGCUUCCCAGUUGGGUAGUCUUUAUCUUUCAAAGGAACAACUGAUGAAUGAUGGUUUUUUGACCUGCUUAGCACCUCUUUCAUAGUACAGUGAAAACUCAAUUGUAUUGGAAACCACUGGGAGCUGACUGUGUUGUCAUACUGGAGAACUCACCCAGUUAAUGUGCACUUACACAUCCUCCAUUUUGUUCUUUGUUUUGAAUUGCACGCUUAUAAUUUCUUCCAUAGCAAUCCAGUGCAUACAGCUUUCAGUUAGAGUUUUCUUUAAGAAAAAAAAAAAAAACUUUUGAUAGAACAGGCAAACCAUUUGUUUUCAUUCUAUAAUUUGGCCAUUUCUGCUAGCGACUGCUGCUUAAAUGCAAUUUUGAUGUCUUUCCUAAGUAAGUGAAAUGUCCACAGAUGACAGAUGUCAUUUAUAAAGCUUACAUAGCUGUCCAGUGUAACAGCAGAAAUGCAAGAUGUACUUUGGCUUGUUUUCAGCAGGACACUUGUCAGUAGUUGAAUUCAGUUGGGGCUGGCAGGGUUUUUCCUCUGAAAGCCAACUUCUAAGUAUUACUCUUCCUGUAAGCCUACCUACCUUUGGUAGUUAAUUUUGGUUUUUAACUUGUAUGUAUUUUGAUCAAUUACCAGUGGUUAUCUGUGGGUAGGGAACAGUAAAAAUAAUCAUUUCUUUAUUAA